GGGCUGUGUGGAGGAAGUGAUGUCACACCCGGUCGUCUCAGAUACCCUCAGCCAGUUCCAGAGCGUGUUCACCGCUCUGUUCCUGCCGCCCGCUCAGAGGAAAGGCUCGUACCUGCACCGCGCUCAAAAGCUGCUGCAGGCCCUGACCAAACCGGAGCAGGCGAGGUUAAAGUCGUGGGCUCACACCCGACCCACCUGGAACUCUCUGUACCCCUUACUCAACUCCCUCAGCAAACAUAAAAGUCUGAUCUGUGAAAUAAUUAACGAGAUAAACGACGAGAGCUUAAGCAAAGAGGAGACUGCUUUGGAGCUGUGCGGCAGCUACCACGCUAACUCCACCUCCAGCCCGCCAUCAACGAGCCUCCCGACGCUGCACUCCGAGUGGAUAAUGGUGGAGGAGCUCUGUCUGGUCCUCAAACCUCUGGACGUGGCCUGUCGGACUCUGGCCAAGGAGACCUUCCCCCGUCUGUCCCUCGUUAAACCCAUCCUCACCGGCCUGCUGUCGCGCCACCUCAUACCGCGGCCGGGCGACUCCUCGUCUACCUUGAAGGAGGUGAAGAGGCUGAUGAGGCGGCACUUGUCCAGCUGUUACGAUAACCCUGCGGUGAACAGGGUUCUGAGUGUGGCGUGCUCCCUUGACCCCCAGUUCCAUGGACUGGGCUUCAUGGACGACAGGGAGCAGGCCGACACGUUUGUUUGGCUGAAGAAGGAGGCCGUGAGGAUAGUGAAGGAAAACAGCAAAAAGAACUCGUCUAAGACGCAUCGGAUCAAGAGAAGCUCCUCUCCUGCGUCGCCGGAGUCCGAGAGCGAUACUGUGCGGAGGAGCAAACGACUGAAAGAAUGCCCUCCGAUCAACUUCAGAGAGCUCAUAGUUGAAGAUGAAUUUAGUGACGCCGGAGAGGGAGACACCGACGAUUGCGACUAUGUUGAACCAGUCUCUGAGCCCGGGCUCUCCGGUAUGGAGUUUCUGCUGGGGGACCUGUUCUGCUCACCGCCCAGAAGCAGGCUGAGCUCCGUGGAGGAGUCCGUGGACGUCGAGAUGUCGGUCUUCAGAGCCGACAAGGGGGCUUCGCUCGGCGUAGAGCCCCUGCAGUGGUGGAAGAUGAAGGCCGUCCAGUUCCCCCUGCUGGCCUCGGUGGCGCGGGCCUACUUGGCCGCCCCGGCCGUAGCAGGCAGCGCCGCUCUGGACUUCGUGCAGGAAGGACUGGGAACCACAAACAGGAAGAGAUCAAACAUCCCACCUGAGAGUUUAGAUGCAAUUUUGUUUCUGCAUCACAAUCGCAUUUCUUCCACCGAGAGCGGGCCGGCAAGCAUGCCGGAGUGACGAAACGGAAAGCUUUGACUAUUUUUUUUUUUUUUUUGUGCAUGUUCAACCUUUUCUAACUUUACCCUCUUUCAGAUGAAGACCAAAUCUAUAGAUCGUCAUUUUAAAAUGUAGAACUAGACGCAGGAUACAAAGUGCAGGACCUCUGCACUUUUCAGAUGUAGUUUUUUAUUUUAUUUUUACUCUUAGGUUGUUUUUCUGUCUGAAAUCUCUAAUCCACUCUGGUUCUGCAGCUAAGUCCUAACUUUAAAACUGCUUUGCCGUAGUUUAACCGAUGCAAUACUUUUUCCCUCGAGGUUUGUUUUACUACUGAUUUACAUUUUGUGUCCAGAACACUGUAUUUCCAAGUGCUAUAUUUCAAUAGUCUCUGACGACACCUGAUCUAAAGCGCGCACACUGAUGAAAGAUUUCAUGUUGGCGUAAUCCACCGUUUGUCUUUAUUUAUUUUUUUAUCAAUCGCCAUCAAGGAGAAAGGUCGUUAAAGCAUUUGCAACUGUCGGUUUGACAUAUUUAGCUACAAUCUGGUAGUAGCUGAGAGUCAUCCUCAGCACGUACAUGAAGUGCACAUCUUUGCCUGAAAUUUGGGCAUCAUCUGUCGGAGUCAUUAACUGUCUGUCAGCAAAAUAUCUCUUGAAACUUUGAAGAGAGUUUAGUGAAACUCAGAAAAUAAUCACAACUCCUGGAAUCACCUCCAUUCAAAAUGACGGCCAAAGCUAAUCCAAAAUCGCUGUUAGUCAGAUUACCAAAUAUUUAGCUGACGUUUGUUGUGGUAGUAGCUGCGAGUCAUCCAAGGUUUGACCAUAUUUGUUAUAAAAUAUUGGACGUGAAUAUGUGGCAUGGAAGGCGGCGGGUGAUAUGCAUUCCUUUGAGGGGACGAUGGGAUUUUUGUUGUGACAAUUAUUUUGCAGGAUUAGCUCAAACUUCAGAAUCAGAAUAAGCUUUAUUGUCAUUGCACAGAAGUACAGCGAGAUUAUAUUCCGUACAGUCGGCGUGCACGUGGCUGCAGCUUCUAGGAGUGCGGCCCUUAUUCUUUAGAUAAAAGAGGAAAGACCAUGAGGAUAGUGGGUAUUUAAAAAAAAAAAAAUAAUCUCCACACCUUAUCCUUGUCAGGACAAGAUUUAAGACAUAAAAACUACCAGCAAGCACAUUUAUAGACGGAUUACAUAUUUAUACAUAUGCAUUUG
Molecule: messenger RNA, 2508 nt
Organism: Nematolebias whitei (Rio pearlfish)
Lineage: Eukaryota; Metazoa; Chordata; Actinopteri; Cyprinodontiformes; Rivulidae
Product: E3 SUMO-protein ligase ZBED1
Exons: 2
Coding region: 20-1324 (434 amino acids)
Biological process (GO): regulation of transcription by RNA polymerase II
Cellular component (GO): nucleus
Molecular function (GO): protein dimerization activity
Source: RefSeq, a predicted model, not a curated record